Messenger RNA from Impatiens glandulifera, 3055 nucleotides. Its product is annotated as E4 SUMO-protein ligase PIAL2-like. The transcript has 19 exons. Gene Ontology annotation, biological process: protein sumoylation. Bases 84 to 2876 code for a protein of 930 amino acids. The record is from RefSeq and is a predicted model, not a curated record. Gene Ontology annotation, molecular function: zinc ion binding; SUMO ligase activity. NCBI's taxonomy places the organism in Eukaryota, Viridiplantae, Streptophyta, Magnoliopsida, Ericales, Balsaminaceae.
UAAGCUUUACAGCAAAAGGGAACCAAAAGACUGCAAGAGAUUGCAGAGUCUGAACAGCGGUUACACGGCCGCCAUCUUCUCUAAUGGAAUUAUGGAGAGUAGCCGCCGUCGCCGACCGACUGUUUAUACUCGCUCGUGAUCCAAACAAGAUAGUUGAUUCCGAUGAGUUCUUCAAUCUCUGCAUCGUUCUUGCCAGAGGUAUUGACUACAUUGUUUCAAACAAUGAAAACCCUGAAAGAUUUGAAGACUUACCCGCAAUAUUAAAACAGGUUUGCAAAUGUAAAAAUGACUCUGUAAUGGGAGGUAUCUUCGCGCUGAUGUUAUCUGUUAAGUAUGCUUGUAGAUUUGGAUUUUUUUUGGCGAAAGAUUCUGAAGAACUUCUUGCCCUUACAAAUGAGAUAGAAAGCAGUUACUGCGUCGGGGAUAAAUUUUCUAGUAGAAAUGAUACUAUUUCUAAUCUAACAACAAUUAUGUCCAGAUUCUAUCCGUGGUUGAGGAUGGGGCAGAUACUGACUUGUAUUGAAGUAGAGAAGGGCUAUGGGUUAUAUGUGAAGGAUUUCUUCGUUCAGAAGAAUAUGCAUUUUCCACCAACCGACCAAAUUCGAUUUUUGGUAGCUCGAACUGACUUAAUGGAGAACUCUUCUUGCAUCAUAAAUCCCCCACAAGUAAACUUUCUGCUCAAUGGAAAAGGAGUUGAUAAAAGAACUACUACUACUUUGGAUAAAGGCCCACAAAUGCCUACAAUUGUUACACCAAUGCUGUCUUACGGUGUUAACCUUCUUCAAGCUGUGGGAGAAUUCAAUGGGAGUUACAUCAUAAUGGUUGCUUUAAUGAGUCCAAUCUCAAGUGUUGCUAUCCCUGUCCAAGAUUAUGUUCCUCCUGUGGUUACUUCUCAUGAUUCUGACCCUGAAAUAGCCGAAGGGGCGUCACGAAUUUCAUUGAACUGUCCAAUAAGUUUCAAGCGUAUCAAAACCCCAAUAAAAGGGCAAUCAUGCAAACAUCACCAGUGUUUUGAUUUCAAUAACUUUGUGGAAAUAAAUGCAAAAAGGCCAUCAUGGCGCUGCCCAUACUGCUCCCAGGAUCUAUUCUUAAGUGACAUCCGCGUAGAUCAAACUAUGGUCAAGAUCUUGAAAGAGGUGAAUGAGUCUGUCACAGACGUGAUUAUUUCCAUCGAUGGAUCAUGGAAAGCUGUCACAGAAAACAAAGACAAUGCAGAUAAGCUUCAUUCUACAAACCUAAAUAUUCAACAAGAUGCAUUAAUGAUUGAUACACCUCCAGAUUCAGAUAUUAUUGAUCUUACUGAAGACAACGUUGAUAAACUAUUUUCUAAUGCGUGUGAAGAACCUCAAGAUGUGAAACCUGUUCUAUUUGAUAAUCAAACUCAACCGUGUUUGAUUAGCACAACUUUUUAUGAUGAUGAGAACUCGUCUUCUUCUCACACUGAUGAUGAUUUUUGGUCUGGGUUAUAUCUUCCAACAUUUGAAAAUCUAGCAUCAGAUGAUCCAUCUUCGAAUUUCAUGUCUCCUCCAUCGUUUCUUUCCUCUACUACUCUUAAUGGUGAAAGUACUGGUAAUAAUUUUGUGCCGUUACAGCAGCAGGCAGUGUAUGGAACGAGGCAGCCAUCAAGACCUGACUUAGCUCCUCCUCUCAAUACAUCUUCACUCAACUUGUCUCAGAUGCAGCCACAGCAGCCAUCAAGACCUGACUUAGCUGCUCCUCUCAAUACGUCUUCACUCAACUUGUCUCAGUUGCAGCCACAGCAGCCAUCAAGGCCUCAUUUAACUCCUCUCAAUACAUCUUCACUCAACAUGUCUUCAUUGCAGCAACAGAUCCCACAGUUGGAUCAAAGAAACAGGUCGAAUCAAGCCACAACUGGUCACUCUUCACUAAGUCCACGUUUUAACGCUCAAAGAGUCUCGGCAGCCUUAUCAACAGGAUUCGAAAAUCAACAACUUCAUUCCACUAGCCAUUCUUCAGCCCCUUUACUGCGAUCAUCUAAUUUCCAACAAAGACCAAUAUCUCUCGCGGGAAGCCAUCAAGGCAGACGAGUUGAGUUCAUGCAAACUCCAUCAUCGUCAAGGCAAUCUCCAUCCCCUCCAGUUUGGACCUCAACACAAAUUCCAAAUAAUUAUUAUAGAGGAAAUAAUACAGGAGCAAUUCCGCCUCCGCCACCACCUGGCAUGAACACACAACUUCAGAAUAAUAAUAGAGGAAGUAAUAUGACCGGUAUUCAGCCACCACCCGGCAUGAACACACAACUUCAGAAUAAUAAUUAUAGAGGAAGUAAUAUGGCCGGUAUUCAGCCACCACCCGGCAUGAACACACAACUUCAGAAUAAUAAUUAUAGAGGAAGUAAUAUGGCCGGUAUUCAGCCACCUUCGCCGCCACCUGGCAUGAACACACAACUUCAGAAUAAUAAUUAUAGAGGAAGUAAUAUGGCCGGUAUUCAGCCACCUUCGCCGCCACCUGGCAUGAACACACAACUUCAGAAUAAUAAUAGAGGAAGUAAUAUUGUCGGUAUUCAGCCAACGCCGCCACUUCCGCCAGCAAGUUCUGUGUCUGAACAAGAAUGGCGUCCGACAGGGCGUAUGAGGGGAAGUUUAUCGGGACAGGCAUACGAGGAUGCUCGUAUGCAGUUUAUUGUGCGACCAGCUCUUAUGACAACUACAACAACAACGCGACCAGCUCUUAUGACAACUACUACAACAACGCAGACAAGCAGUAGAACACCACAAGAGUUGUCUGGAAACACGACGCCGCUCCAUUUGAUUAAUGCGAGGAACAGGAUGGCUCAGGUUUCUCAAACUGUUAAUCUUUCUGCAACAAACGGAGGAAAUUCAAGUACUUUCUCUAAUGGGUCUGCUAGGAACAACUGAUUUAAAGAAUGGUUCUUGUUUUUGUAUAUCAAGGCCAUUGUAGUAGAAGUAACUCUAAUGCAUUAGUACUUUUAAGUUGCAAGUAUCUGAAACUGUAUUAGUACUAUUAUUAUGGCAUCAUUAUACUGGUAGAAGUUUGUUUAUUUUUUGAUAGUAUUAUUAUAUAAUACUAGUUUCAA